Geosmithia morbida is the source of this 150-nucleotide messenger RNA. RefSeq lists its product as uncharacterized. The transcript has 2 exons. The record is from RefSeq and is a predicted model, not a curated record. NCBI's taxonomy places the organism in Eukaryota, Fungi, Ascomycota, Sordariomycetes, Hypocreales, Bionectriaceae. Bases 1 to 150 code for a protein of 49 amino acids.
AUGGGAAAACCAGAGGCACUAGCUCACAACGCUACCUUAUUUCUGACCGCUGGUUCUGUGAGAGGUGGGAGCGCGGCAAAUGAAGAGGAGGAGCAGGAGGAGGAGCAGGAGGAGGAGCAGGAGGAGGAGCAGGAGCAGGAGCAGAAGUAG